This is a messenger RNA of Caenorhabditis remanei, 1575 nucleotides long. RefSeq lists its product as uncharacterized. Gene Ontology annotation, cellular component: membrane. The record is from RefSeq and is a predicted model, not a curated record. The transcript has 7 exons. Bases 1 to 1575 code for a protein of 524 amino acids. Gene Ontology annotation, molecular function: hexose transmembrane transporter activity. Gene Ontology annotation, biological process: monosaccharide transmembrane transport. Lineage: Eukaryota; Metazoa; Nematoda; Chromadorea; Rhabditida; Rhabditidae.
AUGACCACUGCCACCCAAAAAACUGCCGAUAAUCACAAUAAUGAGAGAAUCGCCUGCCAGAGCCGAAUGGAACAAAAUUCGGAUAAACAUGGAAUGAAUGAGAAAAUGGAGAUGUCCUCAAAGCAGGAAAAGCAUCUUCCAGAUGAAAAAUGGACACCUUAUCUCUUUUUCUGUAUAUCUUCAAUAGCACUUGCAUCAUUUCAAGACGGGUUUCAAAUUGGGUGCAUCAAUGCUCCGGGUCCUUUGAUAAUUGAAUGGAUCAAACAGUGUCAUUUUGAACUUUUCGGGGAAACUCUAUCACAAUACAAAGCCGAUUUCAUUUGGUCAAUUGCCGUCUCAAUGUUCUCAGUUGGUGGAAUGUUUGGAAGCUUUUGUUCCGGAUAUUUAGCUGAUAGAUUUGGCCGUAAAUCCACUCUCCUCUACAACAAUAUUCUUGCUUUAAUUGCUGCCACGUGUCUUUCAUCCUCUAAGUUAUUGAAUCUCUACCCAAUGAUUGUCAUUGGCCGUUUUCUUGUUGGUCUCAAUUGUGGAAUUACAUCAGGAUUAGUUCCAAUGUUCUUAACCGAGUUGGCACCUGCCAAUCUCCGUGGAAAGUGUGGAUCCUUCCAUCAACUCAAUAUUUCUGUUGCCAUUGUAUUAUCACAAGCUCUCGGUCUCCCAUUCAUUUUCGGUUCUCAAGAAGGAUGGCCAUAUAUCUUUGCUUGUGUUGCUGUUCCAACAUUUUUACAACUGGCAACUAUUCCAUUCUGCGUUGAAUCACCGAAAUACUUGAUUUCAAAACUUAAUGAUCGAGAAGGAGCACGUAGAGUUUUGGAACAUCUCAGAGGUCAUACAAAAGUAGAUGAAGAACUGGAACAUAUGGUACAGGAGACAAUGAUGACUGCUGAACCAACACAUCAACCUGGAUAUCUUGCAUUGUUCAAGGGGGAGAAUCAGUGGCCAAUGAUUGUUUCCAUUCUGAUGAUGUUCAGUCAACAGUUUUCCGGUAUCAGUGCCGUUACAUUCUACUCAACUCUCAUUUUCAAACGGAAUGGAUUGUCUGGAAACGAACCAAUGUACGCUACUGUUGGCUUUGGAUGUAUCAAGCUCAUUGCCACAUUCGGAUGUCUUUUCCUAAUUGACCACCCCAAGUUCGGAAGGAAACGUCUUCACAUUGCCGGACUCUCCGGAAUGUGUGUCUCAUCUAUCCUAAUCGUGAUUACUCUGACACUAUCCAAUGCUGGGUUCCGAUGGGCCAGUUAUCUGAAUAUUUUGUUUAUUCUAUCGUUUGUGGUCACAUUCGCAUUCGGUCCCGGCCCUAUUCCAUGGUUCUUCACGUCUGAACUUUUUGAUUCGGCGACACGUGGCCGAGCUGCAGCGGUAUCAGCCACAAGUAACUGGAUCGCCAACUGGAUGGUUGGACUCACUUUCCUUCCAAUUAAUAAUAUAAUCCACCAAUACGCUUUCUUGAUGUUCACUUUCUUCACAUUCACUUUUGCCAUUUUCACAUGGAAAUUAGUUCCAGAGACAAAAGGAAAAUCUCCAUCUGCCAUUCGAAAAGAAUUGAUUUUCAUGAAAAAACGUUUAUUAUCAUAG